CUUUAAAAAAAUAUUGUUAACUGUACCAAAGUUUUCUCCGUAUAAAAGUUUGAAAGAACAGAUGUUUCGUAUAGAAUAUAAAUCACCGAGUAUCAUAUUAAAUAGUGAAAGGUGAACUUAAAAUUAAAUAUCAGAAUGGAUUAUUGCAACUAUAUGGAAUGUCGUGGACUCCAACAUCGUAAUCAAGUGUAUCAUCAUAACAGCUCUUAUCCAACUCACGAGUAUCAGCUUCCUUACAAUCAACAACCAGCAUGCUUCCUCUCUGAAGAGCCUUCGAAUUACCAUACAGAUUACGUAUACACCCCAAAAGAAGCUCGAAUGCGAAAGUUCCUUCGCGAACAGAGCCGAGAAACAAAGCUCCAUAUGUCGAGAUGUCAGUCAGCGGUUCGACCCCUGACCGCCGCACAGGUCAGCAACGCCCAUCAGCAUCAGUGGGGGGUCAACAGGACCCACCAGGGAAUCGCGGGCAGACAAGUCCACGGUCGGCAGGGUCCCAUUUCGUCAAGGAUGUUGGCAGAACAACAGAGGAAACUUGAUGUUAAGAAAGCCUUUGGGGAGCACAUGGAACAAGGACUUAUCCAAGGAUACACAGAGACAUACAUGGAUUCUGAACCUAUUCAGUACCAUCAAAUGGCUAACCAUAAGAGUCUUCCAGUCAGUGGAGACUCUGCUGUCAUAACAGAGACAGAUUCACAGCAGUGGCUACCAUACAUGCAGGUCCCUCAACCUGGUUCAUCUUACAUGAUGAGAGGAAAUGAAGACGCACGAUUGCAGCAAGGUGGCCCUUGGACAGAGUACAUGACUGAGACUCGUGGACAGGAAGUUCCGCCUUAUCCUCUAAGGCAGCAAAUGAUGAAUGGAUCCUAUGGGAAUUGUACACAAAGCCAGCAAUUUGCCGAAACACCAGGCGGCAUGCAUCAAGCGAUGGUAAACCACAAUGACAGAGGUGUUGGCAGCAAUGGUGGUGGUACCACGGAGAGAAUUCUCCCGCACCAAUACGUGUACCACCAACAACAACCCGAGAGCACCUCUGCUCUCGUUCACAACAUGGUAAUUAAGGAGGAAAUGAAUGGACAAGACGAAAUGCGUAUACUAGAAAUGAUCCCCAUUUCUUCAGAAAAUAGCGUCUCAACUAUUCCUAUAACUACGUUAUCAGCUGGAACCACAACAAUAACAAGUCAGACUGCCUACAAUGCCGGGAACAAUCAACAGACUGUCUCCUCCUCAAACAAAACCGGAAAGAAUUCUCCGGCAUCCGAGACGCCGCCAAACACGACGGAAAUCUCGGGCGCGCUGAGUGACAUUUCUAAUGUUGCCGGUGGAGUAGAAGACUCGAGCGUUCCCUUACCGGCAUUUGAACAAGCUUUUGGUUCUACGGAAAUCGGGCGUUAUUCUCACGAGGGAUUUUUCAAUACCACUCAACAGCCCGAAAAUAAUCCGCAGUCCACUAACAAUCAGGUUAGUAUAAACUCGGCUCUGGAUUACAACUAUUACAUGGGUCCGGCGCAGAUCCCCACUUUCGAAUCGACGAUGCAUUACCAUCAGAAUCAGCUUCAAGGCGUCAACCAGUACUCAGGGUUCUACAAUUAUUACAAUUACAAUUACAAUGAGCUCCAUCAGCAUUUCAGCUACGGCCAUAAUCGAUUCUCACAUCUUAAUUCGUGGGCCAGUUCUCCUAUAAAAUACGAAAAUGUUUUAAAUUAUUAAAAAAAAAUUCAUCAGAUAUCGUAGAGAUCUAAUACAGAGUUCAGUCACAAAUUAAUUUUUCUUCAUUAUUAAGAAACAUUUUCAUCCCGUUUGGAUAAAAACAUAAAAAAAUGUGACGAGGUUUUGCCUGAAAAUGUUUGAUAAGUGUUAUGUUUGUUCAAAGAAGCCGGUGGGACAUAUUAGUGUUGAAUAUAAGAUUUACCAUUUAUAUGCAUUACUGUCAUUAUAAAAUGACACUAACUAUCUCGUAAGCCAGUGGCUCCAGAUUAAGUUCCCUGAUAGUUAUCGAAUGCCUUCAUCCAUUGGUCCCUUUCAAUAAACUGUAUGCAUAAUUCCCUUAGGUAGAGGUCGCGCGAGUAGUGGUGGCACUUAAAUGCGCGAGAGAGGGGAGUUCACUAGUAGUGGGGGUAGCAAAGCCUGAGCUGCGGUGACGCGCCGAACUAAACACAGCGAGAGCUACAAAACAAAUGAAGCUGACACCCCUCUAGCGCGUGCUUCGGACGGGUCCAUCUCACACGACCAAAAUCAGUCCUUUGCGCAUGCGCCAGCACUUCUCGCGCGACCUCUACAUACAUAUAUAUGUUACCAAGAGGCAAGUUGCUGUACUGUGUAUCCUAGAUUUGUAAGUAUUGUGAUGAUUUUAUAACUAAAUCAUAAAAUAAAAAUUUA
Zootermopsis nevadensis is the source of this 2376-nucleotide messenger RNA. RefSeq lists its product as uncharacterized. Gene Ontology annotation, cellular component: nucleus. Gene Ontology annotation, molecular function: RNA polymerase II cis-regulatory region sequence-specific DNA binding; DNA-binding transcription activator activity, RNA polymerase II-specific. Gene Ontology annotation, biological process: positive regulation of transcription by RNA polymerase II; cell differentiation. The record is from RefSeq and is a predicted model, not a curated record. Lineage: Eukaryota; Metazoa; Arthropoda; Insecta; Blattodea; Termopsidae.